CGACCGAUUUCAUUUCCCCAAGCACGAGCCCUCCAACAUAUAGACCGCACGGCAAAGGACCGCUUUUCCGGUCUGUCCUGUGAUACACCAUACAACGAGAUUCAAGUGUUUGGAGCUUGAAUUUCAGUCACUCUUUUGUCCCCAUCAUCUUAGAACCAAGAAUACCCCUCCAGCCCCGCCGGCGGCAGAAUUGAAGCAGUAUGGGCCGCGAAGACCAGAUCGAAGAGCGCGAAGUGCUCGACUCUAUUUUUCCCGAAGAGAUCACAGAUAUUUCUGACACCUCAUACCGGAUAUCAAUUGCUCUGGAAGCACCCGAAAAUGACGUCGAAGAAGCAGAGCAGCCCGUCCUGAUUCUGCAAGUCACAUACCCGGAAGAUUAUCCCGAUGUCGCCCCCGAACUAGAGUUAACUGCGCCUCCGAACGCACCGAAACACCCCCGACUAGAUAUCCAGGAGGAUCGCGACCAGCUUCUCGAGACUCUGCAACCGACUAUCGAAGAGAAUCUGGGUAUGGCGAUGGUAUUCACAUUGGUUAGUGCGUUGAAGGAGAGUGCCGAACUUCUUAUGUCAGAGCGCGUAAAUGCCGUUCACGCUGAAAAAGAGCUGGAGGCUGCGAAGAGGGAGGAGGAAGAGAAUCGGAAGUUCCAAGGUACGGCUGUUAACCGGGAGACGUUCUUGGAGUGGCGGGACAAGUUUAUGAAAGAGAUGGAGGAGGAAGAGAAAAGGAAGCGCGAAGAGAAAGAGGCGGAGGAGAAGAAGGCAAAUAAGAAGGCCCCGGGCAAGGAAGAGAAGAAGCUUACGGGCAAGCAGCUGUGGGAGAGAGGACUUGCUGGAAGGGCAGACUUUGAUGAGGAUGAAGAGGAUGGUAUGCCGGCUGCUGUGGAGAAGAUGAAGAUAGCUGCUUAGAAGCCUGGUGUCUUUAGAUGAGAUUCCUAGCAGAAUCAAGCCCCCUUCGUGAUAAGACCAAGCCACGACUCAUUGGUUUCUAUGAUUCGAUCAU
This is a messenger RNA of Aspergillus ibericus CBS 121593, 999 nucleotides long. RefSeq names its product RWD domain-containing protein. The transcript has 2 exons. Gene Ontology annotation, molecular function: protein binding. NCBI's taxonomy places the organism in Eukaryota, Fungi, Ascomycota, Eurotiomycetes, Eurotiales, Aspergillaceae. The record is from RefSeq and is a predicted model, not a curated record. Gene Ontology annotation, biological process: cytoplasmic translation. The coding region runs from base 201 to 905 and encodes 234 amino acids.